Branchiostoma belcheri (Belcher's lancelet) is the source of this 1434-nucleotide messenger RNA. Its product is annotated as histamine N-methyltransferase B-like. Bases 48 to 929 code for a protein of 293 amino acids. The transcript is spliced from 4 exons. The record is from RefSeq and is a predicted model, not a curated record. NCBI's taxonomy places the organism in Eukaryota, Metazoa, Chordata, Leptocardii, Amphioxiformes, Branchiostomatidae.
AAAUUUUGUUUAUAACUAUCUAUCGACAAAUCCUAUUGACCCCGGACAUGCCAACAGGGCGGAAUCAGGUCGGCAGGCUGAACAACGACUCUCCCGCGCGGUAUGCGGCAAGUUUCACGUCUUUCCUGGACGCCACUGAGAUGAGCGAAGAAUGCUACUACAACUUUUUUGGAUCAAAGGUCCCAGACUCUGUCCUGUGUGAGCCGGGGACGGACGUGCGUGUGCUGGGGAUAGGGAGUGGAUCAGGAGAAGCUGAUAGUAUCAUCACAAAGAAGCUCCUACAGCGCCACGAGGGUGUGUACAACAGGGUCGUGGAACCUUCAGGGGAAAUGAUUGAAAAAUACAAGGCAUUGGUACGUGAAGACACCAUCCUUCGUGCUGUGAAGUUUGACUGGCACCAGCAGACAACAGAAGAGUACUUCCAGAAGAAGGAAAACGCCAAGUUUCAUCUCAUUCAUGCCAUCAAUGUCCUGUACUAUGUUGAAGAUCCGGUCGCCACCUUGCGGAACAUGUGGGAACAACUGGCAGAUGGUGGCUACAUGUUAGUCACCAUGGAGUCAGAAAAGGGAGAUUGGGGGAAGUUGCAUCUCGAGCUGUGGAAGGAUUUCGGGCAAGGCGACCGCUUGGACACCUCGCUGCGCCUGUCCGGUGACGUUAAAAAGUGGCUUGACGCAAUGGACGCCACUUACGUCUCUUUCGAAAACAGAAUCGACGUCAACACCACAAAGUGUUUUGAUGAAAAGUCAGAGGAGGGAAUACUACUUCUCGACUUCAUCACACACACACCUUACACCUCCAGUGUGCCUGAGAUGCGAUCAAUGGCCUUAGAUUUCAUCAGACGACAUUCGUCCGUGGUGGAUGAUAAGAUCAUUUUCCUGUCAAUCGAAGAAACCAUCGUCGCCUUUAAGAAGGGGACAGAAAAGAAGUAAUGAUCUUGACUAGUGUGGGAGAGUUCGACUAAAAGUUAUCGGGUUAAAUUUGGUGGGAAACUUUUUAUUAUAUCUGAUCCUUACCUCUUCCCUCAUGACCUCAAUGAAAAGAAGCCUACAGGCCGAUUUUAGCUUCUCGUAAAUGAUGAAUGGUUUAGACAUGUAGGCCUGUAGACAGUCAGAUGUUAUAUUAUUACAGUGCAAUCCAAUAAAGAAAACACUCCUCAUUUAAUCCCUACUAAAUCUCUAGAUUCAUAAAUACUAAAUUACAAAUUACUGUCGAUUAGAGUAAUGUCGAUGUCUACGUACUAUGCAUGAUUGAAAGACGAAUUUGAAUUCUUAAAGUGCAAAAAAGGAUUUGUCUGAGAAGCAAACAAAGCAAACAUUAUAAAAAUUUGUAAUCAUAGUCCCGAUGCUUCUGCACUGUUAACUUCUAAAAAGAGCGUUUUUUUCUAGCCACGGUGCCAGGUUUCGAGCCCGCUACCAUGUUCAUUGUGUUGCUUGC